CAUCAGCUGAUUUGAUUGCUGAAGAUGAGAGCUGAGCUUAAGGGUUCCCUCCUCUUCUAGGCUUUCUCCAGCAUGGCUUUACAGCAGAAUCUCUGCAGAUUAUGACGUCACGGCCCCUAGUUGGUGGACAUGGAAUGGAAUCAAUCGUCCAGGGAUCACCGGCUGGGAUUAAGUGCAGUUAGCCAGCAGUGGUCUGUUAGUGAAGGAUUGUGAGCCAUAGGUUGAGCCUGCACUGUCUAAACUGGGAAAAUAACCACAAUGGCUUGUCUUGUAUUGAAGUAACAGAGAAGGUUGUUAUGGAUGGUGGGGUUUGGAUGGCAGCAUCCUGAAGAUUAAGUGCCCGUGAUGUGUGUGGCUUGGGUCCUGGGGAACAACCCUUGGCUCCACCAGUGAGAACCCUGAGGGCCUGUCGAAUCUUGAAGACAACCACACCAGGAAGAUGAAGGUUAAAUGGACCAAGUUAGGUAUGGUGGUCUUCCUGCUGCUGUCCUUGGUCAUGACGGGAUGCUUUAUUUGGCAGUACAGAAUUCCCAAACUAAAAAUAGAAAAUGUUGUGAAAAUUGAAGUAAAGGAAGAAACUGCGUGCCCUCGUUUCCCUGAGCCAACACCCCUGGAACACCCGAUCGCUGCACUCAAGGAAGCCUUAGGAAAAGUAGAUGUUCUCCUGAGGUCAAGUAUUGAUGACACCAGACUACCAGCUCUGUCGGCCAUCGUUGUCUUCAAUGACUCUGUGCUGUGGAACGGAAACUUCGGCAGAAGGAAUGGAAGUGAUCCAUCGUCGCCACCACCCAACGAGUACACAGUGUACAGAAUUGCUAGUCUCUCCAAGAUCUUCCCCACACUGAUGCUCUACAAGCUGUGGGAGGAGGGAAAGGUGUCCUCCCUGGAUGACCCUCUGGAAAAGUAUGUAGCCAACUUCACCAUCAAGAACCCCCUGGGAAAACAGAGGGAAUUUGUGAAUGCGAAGGCUGGUUCUGACCGAGACAUCCGGCCACGUUUUCCCUCCGUCACGCUGCGCAGGAUGGCUGGUCAGCUCUCCGGAUUACCCAGGCGGCUUCGAGCUACAAAUCUACUCUGGGAUGGAGACACGGAGGCUGCUAUAGAUCUGUUACAGGACGAUGUCCUAGUGGCUGACCCUGGCACCAAAUGUCACUAUAGCAACGUUGCGUUCUCCUUAUUAGCUAAUGUCUUGGCCGCGAAAUUCGCAAAAUCUGGCUACCAGCGCUGGGUGUCUGACAACAUCCUGGAGCAGCUGGGGAUGGAGGACACGGGAUUCAACAUCACCCCUGCCAUUCAGAGCCAGAUGGCGGUGGGCGUGUACAGCAACGGCCAAUCGGCACCCCUCUACGAACUAGGAUGGUAUCAGCCAGCUGGCCAGAUGUACUCCACGGCGGCUGACAUGGCUAAACUGGCCAUGGUGCUCCUGGGGGCUUACAGGCGACCCCUCCUCACACAGGACACCCUGAAGACCAUGCUGACCCCGCUGUUCCGCUGCCAGCGAGGCUACUUCUCCAACUACACUGGCACGCCCUGGGAGGUUAACGAGCAGCUGGGCUAUGACGUGGUGCGCAAGGACGGGGACUUGGACGGCUAUGGCGCCACCUUCUCCCUGGUUCCACGGCUGAAGCUAGGCCUAGUGGUGCUGAUGGCCGGUGUGAGGCCGGCGGCUGGGGACGGUGACGUGGUCAGCCAGGCCUACAGCUAUCUCAUUCCUGCUAUGGAGAGGGCCUUCAGGGAAGCACGGCACAAGCUGUCCCCACCACCCGACCCAACCCCCUACGUGGGCCUCUUUACUUACCAGAACAUCACCUUUUAUGAGAUCAAGGCAGACUUGGAUGGGGUGCUGGUCAUGGAGCAAUUUGGACCUCAGGUGGACACCACGGUAUCAGUCAAGUACAGGACAAUCCGUCUGGACUUCCUCCAGGAGCGUGUAUUCAGGGUGGUUUUCCAGGGGGAGUACCCCUGCAAGCUGAAGGUUAACAGCAUGUCGGUGUCUCUGGAGAUUCAGGACAGGCAGCUCUUUAACUUCUAUUAUUUCAACAAGAAAGGUGUGUCAACUGGAUUCGACUCCCCUGGACUAAACACUUAUAAAGUCCUCCGGAUAGCUCAACGACCAAUCUUCAACAGUUGAUAAUCACUGAUCCCCGACCUGUUAAUAUGGUGAGAACUGACUCGAUCUCAGGUGGACCCCUAAGAGUCUGAACUACUCUGCAAAGAACCCAACUUGUUUGCCAUUUAAAAUGCCUACAUUUCAGCGUGUAUGAUGUCACAUGAACAGGUAAAUGUUUGUUAUUUUGACAGGGAAUGUCUGAGGGCCUUGCUCUUAUGUUUGGUAAAGUGGUGCAGUUGAUGAGACUGGUAAAAAAGCUAUCUUCAAUAUAAUUGUUGUCCUCCAUGCCCAUUAUAUCGUGUUGCAUGAAGUUCUUGUAAAAUGAUCCAUUGUUAAGGUCACAUGGAGGGUAAAUGUGUGAGUUGUGUUUUUUUUAAAUAUAUUUCUUUUUUUGUUUGUUAUUGUUUUCUUGUUACAGUAACAACAGAAGUUGCCAUCAAAAUGAGAGGUUUUUUCUCACAGCAAAAGACUGUAGUGAAUGCUCGGAAAGCUAAUGUCCACAGUUCUCAAUUUUAAUUCAAGUAAUAAGUGCCUCAAAGUAUCUUAGGAGAGAAAAUCCUUUUGUCCAGAUGUUUUGACUCAACAGUUUAAAGGGCCAGUACUGAGCACCUUGGCCUCCCACCUGUUGAGCUAAAGACUCCACGGGUCUCUCGCUGUUUGUUUUGUACAUACUCGUUUUCAUUAAGGGACUAAUUUCAGGUUGUGCAGAUAGAAUGAUUCAUUAUGAAUCCAAAUGCUGUCAACACCAAAUAUAUUGACAUCAGUUGGUCAAUUUUUGUUUAUUAAGCAAAAGGACAGUGACUUCAGAAUUAGAGACUCAUGUAAAAUGUUGCCCUCUGCCACUAUUUGUGUUUUAAAGUUAUCCCAGGGGAACCUUUUAAUCCCCACAAUCACCCUGUUUGACCCACCCAUGUGACCCAAGGAGAAGUUAAAGCAUUAAAGACUCUUAGAACAAGUUGACAUUGUGGGGAAAAAGUAAUUGACUGAAACUGUUGUCAAAUAAGAAUGGGAUAUUAAUAAGUUGACUGAAGUAUAACUACUACGUACAGUAUGUCUGUCCAGACUGAAUAACUGAAUUAUUGUAUAAAAAUAUUUAAAAAUUAUCCCUACCAAUGGCUAACAGAACAAAUUGAAAACUUUUGAUGAUUUAUUAAGAAGUUUAAUAAGCAAUCUAAUAUUUUUGAGAAACUGUGGAAUAGUGAGUAUCUUUUCAAAAUACUGUUAAACCGGACAAGCAAAAUUAUCAUUGUUAUAAUAUCCUGUUAUACUGUAUAUUAACACACUAUGUAUUGUCCUUGAGAGAGGACAGUUUCAUUAACCCAAUAAAACAUAAUUGUUGCCUCUC
Messenger RNA from Esox lucius (northern pike), 3455 nucleotides. It is a transcript of the gene lactbl1a, whose product is annotated as lactamase, beta-like 1a. The record is from RefSeq and is a predicted model, not a curated record. Bases 440 to 2131 code for a protein of 563 amino acids. Lineage: Eukaryota; Metazoa; Chordata; Actinopteri; Esociformes; Esocidae. The transcript has 7 exons.